AUAAAUAAAAAAAAUAUUCAAACCCCCUGCCAAAAUAUCGGGAGCUCGUCAGUGUCCAUUCAAAAACAUGUCGUCGUGGACACCAGUGACGCGCCAGACAUCAUCGUGGACACUAGAGACACGCCAGACAUCAUGAUCCAGAUAACAGACACCCAGAAGAUCGGGGUAGGGUUUGCCGCGUUUGGGGUCACCUUUAUCUUCCUUGGAGUUAUCCUCUUCUUUGAUAAAGGACUCUUAGCCAUUGGCAAUAUCCUGUUCUUGGCGGGCCUCGCAUUUGUGGUUGGCUUGGAACGCACAUUCCGCUUUUUCUUCCAACGCCACAAGUGGAAAGGCUCUGGGGCUUUCUUCGGAGGGAUCCUGACUGUCUUGCUCGGCUGGCCCUUAAUCGGCAUGUGUGUGGAAGUGUAUGGUUUUGUAAUACUGUUCAGUGGAUUCUUCCCAGUUGCGGUAAAUUUCCUGCGCCGUAUGCCAGUGAUCGGUCAGAUACUCAACCUUCCUUUCAUCAGUGGUCUGUUGCCCCCAGACUCGUCAUCUUGAGUAAGCCAAGUUUGUUGAUCGAAUAGGAGGGGACUCCAAGAUGAAUGUAUGACAAGGAGAAAAUGAAGAAUUUUAAGAAUCUUGAUAUUACAAAGCCAGUGACUGCAGUGUUAAAGAGGAAAGAUAACCCAAAGUGUGCCAAGACCCAAACACGAGAGGAGUUUGAGAGAGAAUGUGUGUGAAUUUAAGGGACGGUGUAAGGAACGUGUUUGACAUGAAAAAAACAACCCUUAAAGGACGUAAAAUCUAAUGAUGAAAAGGGCGUUUCUAAGACAAGGGUAAAAUAAAACAUUGCUCUAAUGGGUGCACUUAUUAGUUAGCAUUCAUUUCUUAGCCUGCUGAUAUACACAGCUCACCAUAAAUUUCAUAUAGAUAUGUAUAUCGGCUUGGUUUCAGAAAUAUAGGUGAAGAUUUAUCUUAUGUUUUAUAUAUGAAGAGUUUAAAGUUGCUUUUGCCAAAAUCCCUGAAGUUCAUGUUUUUCUUUCAGAUUUCCACUUUUGUAUAAAUGUUUUAUAAUUGAACUUCUGAAGCCUUUUGUCUUUAUUGUAGCUGGUAAGAUUUAGUAAAUCUUUUCUGUCAAUAUUUAUAAAGUAUGAAAUACGAAGUAAGAAUUACUUGUUUCUAUCAUUAUAUUCCUCUAGUAGAGAAGACAAAGUUCCCGCUUGCUAACAAAAUUUAGUAUUUCUGGAUUUACUAUGGUAUAGAAAAGGGAGGAGGGUUAGCCUGCUGUAAAUGAGAAACUAUUGACCAUUUUGAUAUACUAGGACGCUUCACAUCUCAUCUAGUACCGACUCCUUUGAGGAAAUUAGUUGGUGGUUUUUAUGAAGUAAUCAUUAGUAUUCAUACACAUUACAUUGAAUUUCAUUCACAACAGUACCAUGUCUUUAUGACCUAUGAAUUCAUGUCGCACCUUCUGUGUGGCCAUCAUCCACUUUCGUAUUGCCAGAAUUUGCUACUUGUCAGAAUAGUUAAUGGAAAACAAAAUAGAAGACUGGUAGUUCAGUGUAUAGGCAUAGACAGCAAACUCUUAUUUAAAGGCAACUGUUUCUGUGCAACCAUGCUCUGAUGCACAAAAUAAAUAUAGAAGCAGCAGGAAAAAGAGAAAAAGAAAAAUCUGCAUAUAUAUAUUAUGUUAGAAUACAAGAUCACACAAAGUUAUCCGAGUUCAUCAUUGCAAGGUUGUAACAAGCAAUUUUUAUAGUCCUGUAAGUAUACCGCGUUCAUACAUGUUUUGUACUUGCUCUUAGUAUUGUUAAAUAUCUUCGUGGAAGCAAUCACAAAAAAGAAAUACCUACAGAGUAUUUAUUUUCAAGAUGUGUUUCAUCGAACAAUGAUAUGGAUAUUAAUUUUAUUUAUUGUGAUGCUUGAGUUUUUAUGCAAAUGAAUUACUAUUUUGUAGGAGGCUGGACUUGCAUUGUUAUUCUGAAAUUCACUUACAAAAGGAGAAACUUGUAGGAAAACAAAUGGUUUGAUAUAAUGUGGACAAUGAAUUCAUGUAUAUAUACUUAUAAUUGUUAAGUUUUGUCCUUUUUUUCUUUUCUUUUUUCGUGUUUUGAGAAGAAUGACCAUGGUGUAUAUAGAUGCUAGUUUGAAAUAGCAAUGGGGCUUUUUUUUUUCUUUGUAACAAUGGUAAUGUGCUCCUGCUUGCUAAGAUUAAAAUCUUGUGAUAAUUGGAUGGCAUAAUUAAGGACUGCCUCUAGAUUAACCACUGAGAUUAUGUACAGUAUUUAUUUUCUGAGCCAUACUACAAGUGUACAAAUCUUAACAUGUUCAAGAAUAUUGUGUAUGUAAUUUAGCAGCUUCAUAUUUCUGGAAAUAAACAUGUUACAUAAAAAAAAA
Molecule: messenger RNA, 2376 nt
Organism: Penaeus indicus
Lineage: Eukaryota; Metazoa; Arthropoda; Malacostraca; Decapoda; Penaeidae
Product: vesicle transport protein GOT1B-like
Exons: 6
Coding region: 133-537 (134 amino acids)
Biological process (GO): endoplasmic reticulum to Golgi vesicle-mediated transport; retrograde transport, endosome to Golgi
Cellular component (GO): membrane; endoplasmic reticulum
Source: RefSeq, a predicted model, not a curated record